Molecule: messenger RNA, 2181 nt
Organism: Ostrinia furnacalis (Asian corn borer)
Lineage: Eukaryota; Metazoa; Arthropoda; Insecta; Lepidoptera; Crambidae
Product: protein FAM114A2
Exons: 10
Coding region: 131-1786 (551 amino acids)
Source: RefSeq, a predicted model, not a curated record
AGCUGUCAUGAUCGUUGGCUGGCGAGCUGACUUGUCACAACAUACGUGUUUUACAAAAGUCGUAAAAUUAUUUGUAAUCUUACAAAAUUCCUUAAAUUUCGCGAGUAAGUCAUCCUGAUAGAAUAGUACAAUGCCUUCGAGUGACAGCGAAGAUUUUGAGAGCGCUGACGAAGGCCAGACACAUAUGGAAAGAAAGGAAAGAAAAAAACGUUUAUCUUCAUCAAAUUAUAGCGACAAUGCAUUAGAAUCGGACUUGGGGCCUAAGGAAACGUCGAGCAAAGGUGGCAUCGUCGAGAAACCUAAGGAAGAAACAAAAGAUGGCUGGGAUGAUUUUGACAUAGAUAACAAUGAACUAGACGAUAAUGUUAGCAAAACAGCUGUUUCUAAAAAAGAAAAUGAACCUAAAGCUAAAGAAAGCACAAAAUCACAGGACACAGGCUGGGACGACUUUGAUGAUUGGGGGCAGGAUGAAUUUACCAGCAAUGAACCCAAAAAGACCGAACCAGCAAAACCAGCUCAGCAGGAACCCGAUGCCAAGAUCAAGGAGGUCACCGAGAGGCUCGCGUCGACCAGCACUAAGGGCAACAGCUGGGGCUGGGGGUGGGGCGUAGACUCGCUGCUCAGUACGGCCACUGCUGGCAUCACAACGCUGACCAAUCAAGUUUCACAGGGAAUAACAACAGUUCUAGAAACAGGCAUCGGUGCACCAGACCCUGAAGAACUGGCUAGAAAGAAUAUGAGAGAGGCUGAGGCAGCCAAUAAAACUGAACAAACCACACCAGGUGAAGUCCAAGAGAAGGCUGAAACGCCUGUCUCGAGUGAAGCGGCCUUUCCAUUUGGCAGUCUCUUCUCUGGUGUUACCAAGUUUGUUGAGACCACAGGUACAAAAGUAAUAGCAGGCGGUCUUGACACUCUAGAAACGAUCGGCAAGAAGACAAUGGAAGUCUUACAAGAUGGGGACCCAGGGUUGGCCAAGAAGAGAGCCAUGCUUGGUCUGGACUCUGGUGACAAGCCGGUGCUCUCCCAGAUCCUGAGAGAGGCCAAGGCUAAAGCGGAGGAGGAUGACAAAUUGAGAGAGGAGAAGAGAGAAGCGAAGGAGGUCCAUUAUGAGCGGCUGUUUGAUGACUUUGAAGGUCUCGUACACCUGGAAGCCCUGGAGAUGCUGUCGCGCCAGGUGUCGCUUCGGAUAGACGAGCGCAUGCGUGGACUGGACCCCGCCAAGAGACAGGACAUCAAGGAGACCAUGCAGCAAGUCGCAGAACUAUGCGAGAUGCCAGAAGAGGAUGAUGAUGACGAGGAGCCAGCAUCAGAAGACAUGUCCAAGCCAGACGUCUUCCACGAGCGCCUCCAAACCGCUACACAAGACCUGGGACUCAAGCUGCAGUUCCAACCGCUUGUUAAGCAGUACACAGACGUACUAGAAUGGCUCGAGACCGCAGAACCAUUAGAGAAAGGCAUCUACAAGCGAGCUGUGUCCAGCUUAGCUCAGUGCACGGCGCUGGCGGUGCUAACGUACCACAAGGCAGCUGAAAUGCUGCUGGUCAAGCCGCGCCGCUCCACUGCUGACGAAGCCGAUGCGCUAACACAAAUGACAGUGGUGCUGACCAAACAUGUGAGUGAAUUGGCGACUCUCUUCACCGAGAAAUUGAACUCCAUCAAUAGUGAAAACAAGGAACAAAUCAACAACUACAUCACCAAUAUAUUUUUAGAGGCCGGCAACAGCUCUACGUAUAUACAAAAUGCAUUCCAAUUAGCACUACCCAUUCUACAAAUUGGCGCUGUAUAGAUAUUAUUACUUACAACUUAGACUAAAAUUAUGUUACAACAUUAAAUGUUAAAAAUAAAUGGUGUUCAUCAAAUCUCACAUUUAAAGCUUAAUCUAGCAAAUAAUUAAAUAACAUAUGUAUUAUUAUUAUAAUAUUCUUAUAAUUAUUUGGCAAAAACAAUUUUACAAAGCUGAUAAAAAUAACACUAUCCUAUCUGCCAAAAUGCGGCAGGUUUAUUUUAUUUAACAUAAAUGUAUGUUUUUUAAAACAGCUUCUAAAUAUUUUCUAAUUUUAUUCGUGCAAUUCAAAUAGGCGUAAGUAAUAUCACUCAAAAGGUGAGUAUAGACUAGUAAAUACAAGUAAAUGCUCGUCACUAGAGCAUUUACUUGUAACAGAACAACGAGCCGCUCUAUGU